Molecule: messenger RNA, 768 nt
Organism: Malassezia globosa CBS 7966
Lineage: Eukaryota; Fungi; Basidiomycota; Malasseziomycetes; Malasseziales; Malasseziaceae
Exons: 2
Coding region: 1-768 (255 amino acids)
Molecular function (GO): mRNA binding
Source: RefSeq, a predicted model, not a curated record
AUGGAGCUGCGCACAGUGAAGCGCCGUGGCAAUGUGAUGAUUAGGGCGCAAGUCACAUACAGGAAACCUGUGAGUGCAGCAGCUGCGGCGGAGACGCUGGAUGGCUCGGAGCUGGACGGCAGUAAGCUGGAUGUAAAGCAGCAUGUUCCGAAGCGCUUCCUUCAGGGAGAGCAAAAGGGUGGCUCGGGCACUCAGCCAAAUGAUGAUGCCACAGAAAACGAUGGUGAUGGCAAUGAUGAAGCGCACCAUGAUGAUCAGCAUGACGAGAACAAUGCUGGCGCAGGAGAUGGAGAGUCCUCUCCGGCUGACGGUGGCAACGCAACUAGUGGUACGCCUUUGAAAGCCAAAAGGUCCAAGCCAGGCGCUCCUCGCCGUCCCAAGUCGAAACCGGCGAAGGGCGAGCCCAGUGAGACAGUCUUGUACGUGUCGCACUUGGCGUACUCUGUGAACAACGACAAGCUGAUGGAGUUGUUCGCUCCCUAUAAUGUAAAGAGUGCGCAAGUUGUGUACAACCGCUUCCGACCGAGGCAGUCGCGUGGCUUUGCUUUCGUGGAUUUCCACUCCAAGCAGGACCAAGAAAAGGCCAUGGCUGAAAAGAACGGCACUGAGCUUAUGGGACGUACGCUCAACGUUUCGAUCGCCCUUCAGCAGCCAGAGAAUGACAACGAGAAUGGUGGCCAUAAUGGCCAGGAUCUAGAGCCGAGUCAGGAGCAGGACCAGAGUCAGGCUCAAGGUCAAAACCAAGAUGCGCCUCUGGAUGUCGACUAA